Armigeres subalbatus is the source of this 7521-nucleotide messenger RNA. It is a transcript of the gene Dcr-1, whose product is annotated as endoribonuclease Dcr-1. Gene Ontology annotation, molecular function: deoxyribonuclease I activity; RNA binding; ribonuclease III activity. The record is from RefSeq and is a predicted model, not a curated record. The coding region runs from base 282 to 6881 and encodes 2199 amino acids. The transcript has 12 exons. Gene Ontology annotation, cellular component: cytoplasm; nucleus; RISC complex. NCBI's taxonomy places the organism in Eukaryota, Metazoa, Arthropoda, Insecta, Diptera, Culicidae. Gene Ontology annotation, biological process: apoptotic DNA fragmentation; pre-miRNA processing; siRNA processing.
UUCGAUAACAACAAGCAAAAUGCUAUCGGCGCAUCGCGGUUUCCACAUUCGUGUGAUUUUAUCUUAUUUACUUGUUGCGAUAUUUUAAAUAAAACUUUGCGAACAUAGAGUCUAUAAAAUAGCGGAAAUAAUUCUAGUUGUGCUCUUUUACAACCAAGUGAAGUUUAUGUGAAUUUGUUCUCUAUAGUUUCGGCGUCCCUUGAAUUUCUGUGUUGGUCGCCAGAUCAAAACAAACCGCUACCUCCGCCACCGUCGUUGGAGAAGCAUGUCCAAAAACGAGAAUGGCUUAUCACUGGACCGACAACAUUCACACAACUGCCCUCACCCCUCGGGACUAUCAAGUGGAAUUGCUUGCCUCUGCAAAGGAGCGCAACUUAAUCCUCUGUCUGGCGCACAACUCGUCCAAAGAGUUCAUCGCUCUGAAACUGAUCCACGAAUUAGGAUUCCAGCUGCGGACGAGUACCACUGGAUUUCGGAAACGGACAAUCUACAUAUCGCAGAAUGAUUCGGUGUUUUAUCUGAUACGGGAUUUAACAGAUCUGAGGGUAGUUAAUGUAAACGCGCUGGAGGAUGAGGAGGAGGAAAUAGAUUGGGAACGGAUCGUGGACGAUUAUCAAGUGAUAAUUACGGACGAACGGAAGUGUUUGGAUGCAAUCAUUUGUGGGUAUUUGGAGUUAGAUGAAGUGAACCUGUUAGUGAUCGACGAGUGCCACAAAGUGUACGGAAGUGAGGAAAUAUCGAAACUGUUCAUUGAUUAUUACAAUUCGUGUCGGGAGAGGCCGAAAAUACUGGGACUGGCAGGGCCGCUUCAUAAUGCCGGUUGCAUUCCGGGAAGAUUGAGCGCUGAACUUGAGCAACUCGAGCACUGUCUACAGUCCAAAGCAGAAACGGCCAGCGAUAUUGUAACAGUUUUAAGAUACUGCACAAAGCCCAAGGAAAUUAUACUGCAGUGUGCUCCAUCGGCGAAUAGCGAUUUGGCACUGUAUUUGAAGGAACUCGUACAAGCUCAAAUCACCUUUCUUGGGGACCAUCGGUACGAUCCAUCGGAGAUUUACGAAGACGACGAAUUUCUCGAAGAACUUAAAAAUAUUCCCGAUCCACGAGCGGAUCCAUUGAAAUUCCUUCGCGAAUUUCUGGCUGUCCUCGAAGAAAUGGGCCCCUGGUGUGCCGACAGAGCUGCCCUAGCUAUGAUUGUUCAAAUCGAAAAACAGAAGAUCAAAACUCCUUACGAGCGGCACUUUUUGCUGCUUUGCUUGGUUUCAACGGUACUCGUACAGAUUAGAUCACAUUGUGAUUCAGUGUUUCAACAUUAUUCUAGUGAAAAGGAGAAAAUUUUGGCUCAUUCCACACCGAAGGUUCUCCGGCUACUCGAAGUAUUCCGACUAUUCAGCCCGGAAGGACAAAGGAAGAAAGAAAUGGUCGCUGAAGCAAUUUCAGAGGAACCUAAAGAAUCAUGCCAGUCAGUCACUUGUCAGAACCUUCUAGAAGAAAUUAAACUGAUAGACUUUAAGAAACUGAUUUCCGACAUGGAUGUAGUUAGUAAAAACAUUGAAAGUAUUACAGAAGGCAUAGAAAAUCUAAAAACUUCCCUCAAACAGAUUUCAGAACCUAGCAGCGUUGAACAAGAUAGCAAUACCCAGUCAAAAAAAUUGAGAUCUCCAACAAAAAAUGGCAUCCGACAAUUGAGACAACGGAAAAAGCCUGGCAUGCCCAAUCGUUCCUAUAGAUCUAAUUUUUACAAUCAAAAUGAUCCAGAUGCUCUCUGCGCAUUGAUUUUCUGUAACUCAAAAUUCAUAGCCAAAAUCUUGUAUAGUCUGUUCUACGAAAGUAUUCGAUCCGAUCCGGAACUGGCCUACAUCAACGUUCAGUACACCGUAGAUAAAACGGCUGAUCCCAUCAAGGAGCCAAAGGAGGCCGAAAUAGAACACCGAAAGCAGGAGGAGGUGCUCAAACGGUUCCGCAUGCACGAAUGCAACCUUCUGAUCGGAACGUCGGUUCUGGAGGAAGGAAUCGAUUUGCCAAAGUGUAAUCUCGUAAUACGGUGGAACGAACCGGUGAGCUACCGGUCGUACGUCCAGUGCAAAGGACGAGCGCGAGCUGCCGCCGCAUAUCAUAUUCUUUUUGUGACUCCCCAAGGGGAUGAGCAAAAUCUUGCGAAUAACUGCGAAGAUCUGAGUGACCGAAUGCAUCGUUAUAUAUGCAAUAGUAAAGUAGAAAGUAAAUCAUUGCAAAAUGGUAUUCAAGACAUAACAGAAGAUGAAUUGGGACUUGAUGCAGAUAAUAAAGAAAAGUGUUCUGUUAGAUUGAAUUCAAAUAAUAAUGAAUUGGAAUCCUGGAAUAAGUUAAGCACACAAGUGAUGGAGAAUUGUACGAACGAGAUGAUUGAAAAGAUUGCUAUUUACAUGGAAAUUGAAAAGUUACUACUUAGGAAAUGUGAAAAUAUGGAACCACCGGAGCGUGAUCAGCAUUAUGCGGACUGCUUCAACCAGUAUUUGGAACCAUAUCGGCCUCUAUCGUUGGAAACGGAUGAAAAUAGCAACAGCGUUGGACUGGCAAACGCCAUACAAAUGAUUAACAAGUAUUGUGCCAAACUACCAAGCGACACCUUUACUAAACUUACGCCGUUAUGGAGGGGAGCCAAAACCGUGCGUAAUGGGUACGAACUGUACCAGUGCACCAUACGGAUGCCCAUCAAUUCACCACUGAAAAAGGACAUUGUGGGUUUGCCUAUGCCUACGGAAAUCUUAGCGAGACGGAUGGCGGCCUAUACGGCAUGUCGGGUUUUGCAUAAAGUAGGCGAACUGGAUGAUUCGUUGCAGCCCAUCGGUAAGGAAUCAUUCCGUGCAUUUGAAGCCGAUUGGGAAGACUUUGAGCUCGAAACCAACGAUGCACAGAUUGUGAAUGAAAACUCUGAACCACGCCCAGGGACCACUAAAAGGAGGCAGUAUUACUACAAACGGAUAGCAUCGGCCUUUUCCGAAUGUCGACCCACAAUCGGCUCCCGGGUAUUUCUAUACCACAUUAAUAUGACUCUCCAGUGUCCGAUUCCGGAAGAACAAAAUACACGCGGUCGCAAGAUCUAUCCCCCGGAGGAUUCCCCGCAAGGGUUCGGUAUACUGACCACGAAACUGAUUCCAAAAGUCAGCGCCUUCCCCAUUUUCACACGAUCAGGCGAAGUAAAGGUGGCCCUAAAUUUGUGCGCCGAACGACCCGUACUAAGUCAGGAGCAAUUGGAAAAGAUUCAUAUGUUUAUCAAUUAUACCUUUACCAAGGUGCUUAGGCUUCAGAAGUAUCUCAUGUUAUACGACCCCGACGCCAUGGAAAACUGUUUCUUCAUUGUUCCAACCAUCACCCGAGGCAAUGUUGUUACCGUGGAUUGGAAUUUUAUAGACAUCAUAGCGAAAAAUGUAGACAAAAUGCCCACCUUCAUUCCCGACGAAAAUCGCAAAAACUACAUGUUCGAUAGCAACCAGUUUAAGGAUGCAGUGGUCAUGCCGUGGUACCGAAACCAGGACCAGCCGCAGUAUUUUUACGUCGCCGAAAUUUGCUAUCAUCUAUCGCCGAAAAGUUCCUUCCCCGGAUUGAACUACAGCACUUUUGAGGAAUACUACUACAAGAAAUAUAGCAUUCAAAUACAGAAUUGUAAGCAACCUCUACUGGAUGUGGAUCACACAAGUGCCAGAUUGAAUUUCCUUACGCCUCGAUAUGUAAAUCGAAAGGGCGUGGCACUUCCUACCAGCUCAGAGGAAACCAAACGUGCUAAAAGGGAAAAUCUCGAACAGAAGCAAAUUCUCAUUCCCGAGUUGUGCACUAUUCAUCCGUUUCCAGCCUCGUUGUGGCGGGCUGCAGUUUGUUUGCCGUGUAUACUCUACCGGAUCAAUGCCCUACUGUUAGCCGAUGAGAUACGCAAAGAGGUGGCUCGUGAUCUUGGCCUGGGUACUGCGGAUAUUGCAAACGAAAGCUUCGAGUGGCCAAUUUUGAACUUUGGUUGGAGUUUGGCCGAUGUGCUGCGAAAGUCAAGAGAAGCUAAAAUCAGUCUUGUCCAGCAGACAGCAGCAGCAGCAGUAGAAAACAUAUCUGAAGAGGCUGAUGAAAUCGAAAAACUUCCGGUUGAAUUGGAAACAGGCAGUGCGGACAAGGGAGGCGAAGAGACUUCUCUGGAUGAUGGUGAUAAGAAAAGAGAGAACGACACUGAAGAAGGUGAGAAAACGGCAAACGACUUACUGGAAGAAGCCGAUAAAAAAUUAAAAGCCGAAGGUUUCCAAAUUGGCACGUGGUCCAACGAAAUGGCGGAAACCAUUGAAGAUGAAAUAGAUGGUGAAAAUUGGGGUCUUCCGUCCAAUGUGGAUUUAUGCUCUAGAAAUAGAACAAACAUUCGCUAUGGGUCACCAACUUCUUGGGAAGUCGGGAACAAAGACCAAUCAACCGAUCUACGCUAUUACACCGACUCCGAAGGUUCAUACGCGUCGGAUGACGAUUACGAUAUCGGCAGUGGCGACAGUGAUUUAGAUCAUAACUAUGGAUUGAAAAUCGAAUUCAAAUCGGACAACGUAGCCGAAGCUAUCGAAUCAGCAGAUGAUAUCUUGAAACGGCAGAAACAGCGUGACAUUAUCAACAGCACGAACAUCAAUGAGCAGCUGUAUCAAAAUUCAAAGAACGUGAGCUGCGGAUUUGAUUGCACUAGGGGAAGUGAAUUAGAACGGAAUAUCAAAUUUCACGAAGAACAGUUUAAAAAAUCUACCAGUGAGUUCAAGGAUUGCAUUAAAAGUGGAGGUACGCUUGUAAAAUGUGAUGAACCUCUAACUGUUGAUAAUAUUCUUCGUAAAUCAAGCAGUGCUAGAACUAAAUCCACAAAUUAUCGGGAUAUUUAUGAGCUAUUUCCAUUCGCAUCUAGAGAGAAAAUCGAUUACUACGUUAUAACAAAUGUUGAUGGUACUAAAUACAUGAAUCUCGAUGGGUUUUAUGAACUGAAUAAACCGUACUUUCCGGAAACUUUUACCGUACUAGGAUCUGGUGAUAUAUUCGAUAGAUUUAAUGAUGAAAACAUGUUAACUAUAGACAAAACCGGCCAUAAGACAAUAGUAUUGGAUAUUAAAAACCCAUUCGCCAAAAGUGAAAAAACUCCUCACCCUGUUGACACUAAGGAAAAAACAAUAGAUCUAACUUUAUCAACGGCUAAUCUCAACCAUUCGAACGAAAAUUCCGAUGAAUUUAGCUUUGACUAUCAACCGAAUUUAAACAAUCAUCCUGGGCCGAGUCCCAGCAUAAUCCUCCAAGCAUUGACAAUGUCCAACGCCAACGAUGGCAUUAAUUUAGAACGGCUGGAAACCAUAGGAGAUUCCUUCUUAAAAUAUGCCAUAACCACGUAUCUCUAUUGCACGUACGAGAAUGUUCACGAGGGAAAGCUCAGCCACUUGCGUUCGAAGCAAGUGUCCAACUUGAACCUCUAUCGGCUGGGCCGGCGGAAAGUUCUGGGAGAGAGUAUGAUCGCCACAAAGUUCGAGCCACAUGACAACUGGCUACCACCCUGUUAUUACGUGCCGAAAGAGUUGGAGCAAGCCCUAAUCGACGCUAAGAUACCCGCUUGCCAUUGGAAUUUAGCAGAUCUGCCAGACAUAAAGCAGCUUUCGAGUGAACAAAUUUGUAGGCUAGUCAAAGAGCGUGCCCUAGCUCUGGGAUUGCUGGAUGAUUCCGACAAUGAAGACGGCGAAUCAAUGAGACAAAUACAUCAGUUGGAAACGAGGAACGAUGAGUUCAUCAAAAAUUCCGACUACUUUGCGUGUUUCAUCCCCUACAAUCUCGUGACGCAACACAGUAUACCGGACAAAUCGGUGGCGGAUUGCGUUGAAGCCCUCAUAGGGGCUUACUUAAUCGAAUGUGGACCACGGGGUGCGCUCCUGCUGAUGGCCUGGCUGGGUAUCAGAGUUUUGCCAGUGUACGAAGUUCCUUACGACGAGAACCACCCAAAAGUUCCAGGUAGUUCCAAAAGCUAUGAAAAGGAUGGCACUGUUAUGCAAUCCGUUUACGGAUAUUGGAUACCUCCAAAGUCUCCCCUCUUGAUGUAUGCACCGAACCCAAAGCAAACUCUCGAGCACCUUCUAGAUGGGUACUACGCCUUUGAAAACUCGUUGGGGUAUCAUUUCGAAGAUCGUUCAUACCUGCUCCAAGCAAUGACGCAUGCGUCGUACUGCCCGAAUCGACUAACGGACUGCUACCAGCGAUUGGAGUUCCUUGGUGACGCCGUUCUGGACUAUCUAAUAACUAGACAUCUUUACGAAGAUCCAAGGCAGCACUCUCCCGGAGCACUGACGGAUUUGCGAUCAGCCUUGGUUAACAAUACUAUAUUCGCUUCGCUUGCCGUGAGGCAUGAUUUUCACAAAUAUUUUCGGCAUCUUUCGCCGGGUCUCAACGACGUGAUUGAUCGAUUUGUACGGAUACAGCAGGACAAUGGCCACAGCAUCAGCGAAGAGUACUAUCUGAUUUCCGAGGAUGAAUGCGACGAAGCAGAAGACGUCGAAGUGCCAAAAGCAUUAGGGGAUGUUUUUGAAUCCGUAGCGGGUGCAAUCUUCUUGGACUCAAAUAUGUCAUUGGAUGCUGUGUGGAAGGUAUAUCGGAGUAUGAUGGGUCCGGAGAUCGAACAGUUUAGUAACUCUGUACCAAAAUCACCAAUCAGAGAGCUUCUUGAACUCGAGCCGGAAACAGCAAAGUUUGGCAAACCAGAGAAACUUGCGGACGGACGCCGAGUUCGGGUAACGGUGGAGGUGUUUGGAAAAGGUAUAUUCCGUGGCAUUGGGCGCAACUAUCGCAUAGCAAAAUGCACCGCAGCCAAAUGCGCCCUCAGGCAGCUGAAAAAGAUGGGUUUGAUCAACAAGCGACGUUAAACCGUGUAUCGGCCGAGGUAAGUAAUAUGGAAAUGUAUGUGUCGAUAAAAGAAGUGCUAAAAUAGUUGUAAUAGUUCCUACAAUAAUUAUACGAUUGUUUGCUUCAAAUUGAAGCCGAAUUAUUAAUUGAGUUUGCUACUUAGUUUCUAGUCAAUGCAAACCCUUCUUUGAAUUAUACUUUCUAAAAAAACACAUUCCAGUUGGUUGUAAGGCUGUUGGUCAUAAGACGAUGCUUUUAUAAAGCCUUUUAACAUAACAAAUAGAGUCGAAACUCCAACUACAGAACGCAUGGUGUUACCCACCGAUAAAAAUUGAUGCAUUCAUGGGACAUUCAUAAAUUAUUUUAAACCUUGGAACGCUAUUUGACGCUCUACAGUAAAAUUUAAAAGUUUGUUUGGAAAUAGUUUCAAUAAUUUAUGAAUGAUCCUUGGAUUGCAUCACAUGAUGUAAAAAAGUUUUAUAUCUUUCGAAUAUAUUGCGAAAAACUGAUUCCCAAUUGUUUCAAAUUUCACAUAUGUAUUAGAAAAAUUAAAACAAACAUUUUAGAUACUGCUGGAAGCUUAACUAAUACAUACAACAAGGAUAAUUCUGCAUGGUCAUUGUAAUUAGGCAAAACAAAAUAUGUGAUGGCGUUGUGAUA